Cetraspora pellucida is the source of this 321-nucleotide messenger RNA. Lineage: Eukaryota; Fungi; Glomeromycota; Glomeromycetes; Diversisporales; Gigasporaceae. The record is from the annotation of a GenBank genome assembly.
AUGAAUGCAAAUAAAUUUAUAAACAUUGAUGCUAAAAUUAUUUUUGAGAUGCCAUUUAAUGCUGAUAUAAUCUGUACUAUUGAAAAUAAGAAUGAACUCUCUCAGAAAGAAAUAAUAGAACUAGUGCUUAAAAUUGCUAAUAAUAAUGCUUUAAAAGCUAUUAAUUUGAUUAAAACAUAUCUUUUGCAACAAUUAGAUAAGUUCAAUGCUACUGAUAAUAAUAAAAAUACUAUCUGUCAGUUAAGCCAGAAGAUUUCAAGAUUAUCUGCUUUGCAAAAAAAACAAGUUAAUAUUACAAGUUUUUUUCACAUUGAGAAUUAA